CCCAGGCACGCCGGUCAACGGUCCGAAUCUGAAUGGAUCUGGCGAUGCCAACUUUGUUUCACCUCCGGGUUCGGCUGCGACCGAGGCGGCUAAGACUCUCUGGUAAGAUUGCUUCCUAUAACUGCCUGCAGGAAAGCGUGUUAAUAUGAUGGGUAGGAUGGGAGAGACGGAUGGCAGCGGCGGAAGCCUCAGAAGGCAGCUCCGCGCGACCUCGAUGCACCGACGCCCUGGUCGUUACCGGGAGGACGACGGACGGCCCAUCACGGCCGAUCGGCCCAUCUGGGCUCACCCCCCAAGGAUUUUUCGGGCAGAUCUUGCAGCGCACUGCGCCUUUCCCAGCCUCCCUCUUGACUACCCAGGCCCAGGGCCAUCUGAGCUCGUCAAGGCCCAGACGAACGACUUAAGUCAGUCAAAUGAACACAGAGAGUGCUCGGAUGACUCAAGCGGAGACACCGAGAGUGUCUCCAGCGACGAUGUCCUGGACCUCGGAAGCAUCUGGUCUGGCGCUGCGCAGGGGAUGGCCUCUUAGGAUGAGCCAACUCGCAAAGUCCAAGUCCAGAACGAGCCACUGGUUCCGGUUGCGACGCCGGCUCAAACCAACCAGCGGUUAGAUCACCUCCAGAAUGAAUCGGAGGAAGAGUUCUAUGAAGAUCUUGACGUGCUGGAGGAGCCGCUGGAUCCCA
Canariomyces notabilis is the source of this 683-nucleotide messenger RNA. RefSeq lists its product as uncharacterized. Lineage: Eukaryota; Fungi; Ascomycota; Sordariomycetes; Sordariales; Chaetomiaceae. The transcript has 3 exons. The coding region runs from base 146 to 529 and encodes 127 amino acids. The record is from RefSeq and is a predicted model, not a curated record.